CGAGUAAAAAUCGGUGCGUCGGAGUAGCCCACCUUCCAUCUCGCUUCAUCUUUCCAUCAUAGUUCCUACCAGAUAUAUACUCUCUGGUUCCUACCACCGCGGUUCCUACUAUUGACAUUCAAAACAGUUGAUCACGAGGUCACAACAGGUGCUGAGUGACUAAGUGUCAUGUCUGAGCUGUCAUGAGUUCGUUUUUGGCACAACAAUGUAGAACACCCCUGACAAUAGAAUCUGAUUGUAUAUAAUACGAAAAUGUUUUCUUAGGGCAAUUGUGAAUUGCAAACAAAUAUAACCUGGACCAAAGAUUACGAUGUGUGAUUCCGAGUAUUUGACUAUUUUGGACGAUAUUACGCUGUUUUGUCCAGGUUUUGUACCGGAGGCAACAAGUGACAUUCAUUGUAUUUUAGAUCAGUUGCUUAAAUCACUUGUGGGAGAUGAAUCUUCAGCACCAAAAAAAUUGAAUCUAAUUUACUUUUUGGAACUGAAAUCAAAUACACUGUGUGAAGAAAUUGGUGAUGUUGAACUUGUACUGGCAACAUUGAAGAAUGUAUGUAAUAGCUCAUCUGGAAAUCAAGUACUGCUUGGUCAAUGCCUUAUAUCCAGCACAACAAUUUUGUUAGAAUCUUCUGAGAAGUUUCUUGGUGCAGAAUUUGACAGACUUUUCAGUCAACAUGUAAAUCUGUUGCUUGAUUAUGUAAAUCAAAGUAAUUGCUCUGAGAAUGUGUAUGUGAGAUCUGUUUCUGCAGAUAGUCUCAUUGAAGUGGAGUUGUGUUAUCCACUUGUUUUGAAACCAUGUCUUGAAAAUAUUUAUGCAUUAACAGUUAAAGAACUGUCUGCAGCUCAUCAGCAGUACACUUCACUGCUUUCACUUAUGAUGAAACAUAGUUCAGCAAGCUCUCAAUUUGGAUCACCUUUAUGGAAUACAUAUCCUCAACUUGUUUUUAAAAGUAAAUUUCUUGGUGAAAAUAAUUCUGCAGUUGUGUCGUCUGUGUAUAGUAACACUCAGCUACUGAGUGAUUAUUUGGGUCGAAUGUGUCACCAGCUGAAGUCCAUUGAAGAUAUCAGAAUGGUAUUGACAAAUAAUUUUGAUGGACCAGACAUUCAGCUUAAAAAAUUUAUCUUAUUCAGCCACAUUCUAAAACAUAAAAAUGGAUCAUCAAAAUUUUUGUUGCAAAUUACAAAUAAUAUGAGAAGAGAAAUUAAACAUAAUAAAGGAUUUAAAUGUAAAUCUGUGUUUAUAAAAGCAUUAUAUAAACUUCUUUCUGAUUACGAAGAUGUGUCCCAUGAAGAAGUAUCUAGGCUCGUGGUUUUAGCUUCAACAGAAGAUAUUUCAACAACUCCCUUUAUAGUACAUUUUGUACGUCAAGUGCAAACUUCAUUUCCAGCUUCUCCACUGCCAGUGUUGAUUCUGACAUCUCUUGUAAAUACGUACACACAACCUAACGAACACCUCUCUUUAGAAGCACUGUCAUUUGUUAUUGAUAUUUUUCAAGAAGCUGUCUCUAAUAGGUGUAGUAUUGAAGAACUUAGUAAUGUUUUGCAAGGUUUCAUCUCUAAGUGUGAAAAUGAUGAUGUUCAAGAUAGAGCACAACUGUAUUUCUGUCUUCUUCAGUCACUUUCUGACAAGAAGCUUAAGGCUGUUCUUCAGGGUCCCAGACAGACCCUUCCUCUCACGGAUGACAGUACUUUUCAUUCUCAAUUCUACUUUCAAAAAUUAGAUAAACCAAUUUUAUAUCUGUGUAAAGAGAACCAAUCUACCUCAAGUGAUGAGACUUUCAAAUAUAUUGUAGAAAGUGAAGAAGCUUUGGCUAUAUUUAUGGAAUCGUCUGAGAAUUGGGGUAAAGUAGAACCUGUGUUGGUUGGUCAUUACAAGGAAGAUAAUCUUUCAGUACAUCAGAGUAAUGAUUUUGUGUACACUAUGAUUUGUUAUCCACACUAUCCACUGCCAACACAAUUAAAAGUAAGGGCUGAAUUUAGCUUGGAUAAUAUAUGCCAUAUUUGCCCUCUCAGUGAUGGUGUUAAAAUGGAAAUUUUUUUUGAAGAUCUAUGGAAAACCUUUGAAGACGAAUUUCAGUCUGUUGUUUUGUUAGGAUGCUCAGAAGUUCAAGCCAGAGCCUUUGUAAAACAAAAAUUUAAUACAUUUAUUGUUGGUGAAGAUGACAAAGGAUAUCAUGUGGGCAUUUACUUGCCUCCAGGGAAUCAUCUAUUGAUGAGAUAUUACAUCCAGUCAUCGAAAACCAUUGUAAAAUUUGUAACUGAUUAUAUCUAUAAUAUGUCGAACUCCAUUAGGCGGAGGCCUGGGCAUUCACGCAGAUGUGAACGUUUUCCUACGGAAAAUGAUCCCGAAAGUAGUGACAGCGAAUCCAAUGAGUCGCCAGAAGUUCCUAACGACCAGAAUGUCAAUGAUGAUUACUAUGAAAUAAGUAAAUGGGAAUCAGAAGAAGUUGCUGCGGGUCAGGCUGAAGCGUCAGUAUCAGAUCAUCCUCCCAUUAGAAAGAUAUUUGUUGGGAAUUUAAAUGAGAGGACAAAUCAACAUGAUUUGAGAAAUUUAUUUCGGCGCUUUGGAGAAAUAAUGGAAUGCCAUAGAUCACGUGACAAACUAACGGGAAUUAGAAGAAAUUAUGGUUUUGUUACUUUUAAAAAUCCAGAAGAUGCAGCCAAGGUCCUCUGUGCACCACAAGAUGAACUCUUCUUGCAUUGGAGAGAGCUGAGAGUGGCUGCUGCUGAUGCUUGGCAUCAGCCCCAAGAAUUGCCUGAUGGAAGGAUUUUGUGGCAAAAGAAAAACGCUAAGUCUCUGCGACGAACUUCCAAAGAUGGAGAAAAACUUAUUAUUAGCCCAGAGUUGAUGGAAGCUCGUGCUCGAUCAAGUCGAGAAGUUGAUGAGAGUCAGUGUCGAAUCAACAUUUUGAAUGAUGACUGUCUUAUGCAUAUCUUUUCUUUCUUGCCCAAGAUGGAUCUUGUAAAAAUUGAAAGAGUCUGCAAACGGUGGCAAGCAGUUAGUCGGAGCAUGUGGUUGUAUCUGCAGCAUUUGGAUUUCAACUUUAUGUUCUACAAUCCUCGUGCUUUUCCCACUGCUAACAUUCUUCGUGGCCUACUUGUUAGAUGUGGACCUAAUUUGGCCAGCUUAGAUUUGUCAUUUAGGCCUAAUGAAUUCAACAACCGUAUAUUUUCUAUUGUGGCAAAGCUCACUCCAAACCUUCGUAGCCUUAAUGCAUCAGGCCUGCCAUUGGCAAGUCAUUCUAUGCGACGCUUAUCUGAAGUUGCUCAUCAACUGCAGCGUGUUAACUUUGAUGGAUGUUCUGGUCUUUUGGACCGUGAUUUAAGAUCGUUGUUUCAGAAGUGUCCAAAUCUUGAAUCUGUAGUGUUGUCUCAUAAUAACCAACUUACUGGCAAGUGUCUUGCAGGUUUCAGAAGUGAAAAGUUGUGUGAGCUUGUUUUAGAUCAUUGUAAUAACUUACGCUCACGUUUUCUUGCUGAUGGCUUACGUCGAAUGAAGAAACUUACUCAUCUCAGUGUGAACUCUUGCAUUAAUUUGACAAGUAGUGAUAUUGUGGAAAUACUUGAGUCACUUCCUCAAUUACAGUAUUUGUCUAUUGGAAAAUAUUUUCCUUUACUUAAUAGCACAGCAUUGCGCUCCUUGCAGCAUUUGAAGGAUUUGGUUUCCUUGAAUCUUCAGCAUAAUCCAGCUGUUACUGACAGUGUUGUUGAAGUGAUUUCUUUGAAUUGUCUGAAAUUGGAAAAACUCAACAUAACUGGAUGUAGUGUUAUUCAGAGUUCUUCACCAGCUGAACAUGCCUCACUUACGAAUGCUGGUUUUCGCUGGCUAGCUCGAUUGCCUCAACUCGUUGAUUUGAACAUGAGUUAUUUAGCUGUUGUUACAGAUGAAGCUCUGGAUGCUGUAGCUGAUAGAGGAAAACUUAAGCGACUUGAAUGUCGUGGAUGUCCAACAUUUACCGAUGCUGGUUGUAUGAGAGUGGUAGCUUUGUGUGGUGACCUUGAGCGUUUUGAUUUCUCUGGCUGUGAUCAUGUUACAAAUUUAACUAUUGAAACUGCUCUUGAAGCUGUGAAGGAACGUACUAAUAAUGUUAAGCUCACCAUUAUUGCUGGAGGUACCAAAGUUGAAAAUGUUGAAUCAGAACAUCCUUUAUUGCAAGUGGAUCUUGUUGACCUUUGCCUUGCACAUAUGCGGCCUGAUUUUGUGGAUGAUAUAUAUUUUCAGUCUUCAGACAAUGAUGAUGAUGAUGACGAUGAUGAUAAUGAAGAGUUUUUUAAUGGAAAUUUGGAAGAAUACUUUCUUGCCUUUGAUGAUUCCCGAUCUACUUUCUCCGAUGAUAUUGAAUGGGACAGAUACAGCUACUACAGUUAUGAUGGAUACGAUUAUUAUGAAGAAUAUUGAUAUCUUUGUGUUAAGAUGUCAAUUAUUGUGUAGUAUAUUUUGUCAGCAUUUCAAGGCAUCAAAAAAGCUUUAAUUUGUGUCAUUACAAGUGAAUGAAUGAACAUUGUUUUUAAUUUAUUAAUAAGAGCAUUUAUGCUAAAUGUAUGUAUUUGUUGGUGACGUCUCGAAGCUGUGUUCUGAGGGAAGUUUUCUCCUGGUGCCAAUUUUUAAUGUAUCUGUGUGUGUACUCUCUGUCCUCCCUUCAGUAGCAUAUUUUUGAAAAGUGUGACAACUGAUGAGACUUUUGGUAGUUUUUGAAUUGUAUUGAAAGAUUAAAUUUUUUUAAAAAUGUCUUUUGCUGUGGUAUGAUUUUGAAAGAACACUAAUAUUACUUUUCCUUAGUAUUAAGUUUUGAAGAAUGUAUUAUACAUUUUGUUUCAAGUAUUAUAAAUUGAUUGUGAAAUUUUUUAAUAGAUUUGAUAUAUAGUUAUCUACCUCCUAUUCUGCUAUUUCACAUGAAGUUAAAGUAUUGCAAAUAAUGAGCUUUUAGUUUUGAAAGUUUAAGUAAAAAUGUGUUUUGGAAAAUAUUGCAAGCGAGUAUGUUAAUAACUCUCUUAUGUACAGAAAUGAUGCUUUCAAUAACUUCAAUGAACUGCAGUUAAAUCUGAUGCACUUAAAUGCAUUUUGUGAUACAUUUUCAUGUAAGAUGAAGGUAUUGGAAAAUAUUGCAGUUAUGCAGAUAUGACUAAUUCAUAUUAUAUUUUAUUUCAUAUUCUUUGUAAGAGUAUUUUAAAUUUUCACACAUUUUCUUCUUAGAUAAAUUAUUUUCAGAAGAAAUAAUUUAUGGAAAAUAAGUUACAGGGAAAUUUGGAAUGGAACACCCAUAUUAUUUCUAUUUGCUGACAUUCCCCUUUCCAGAUUAUAAUGUGCAUGAUUUCGAAAGGUGUUGCUCUGGGAGAUCAUUCAAUUAUGGGGAAGCUGUAUUACGCAACUUUACAAGGAGCCAGGGGGUGUGAAGUCUAAUGCAAAGUAACAUUUUUGAAUUGAUUAUAAAUUAGAUUUAUUAAUGAUAUAAAGUAUCUUUAUGAAAAAGUAAACAUAAGUAUAGAAAUUUGGAAUAAAGAGAAAGGGGAGGUUAAGGUAAAAUUAUGUAAUUAUUGAAAGGGGGGGCUUCAUACAUGCCUUGCAAGGAGAGGGGGUAUAAUGUAUGUUUAAUUUGGGUUUCAAUAUUUAAGGAUAGCCCCAAGACAUAUUGAUGAACAACUGAUUGUACAUGCUGUAAAGUUGCAUUACAGGGUAUUCUUUUCUAUUGCUAUUCAGAAUUGAUGAGGAAUUGUUUGAGAAGUAAAUACUAAGAAAAGUAUUGUAUGUUGAGUAUAUAAAGUUUUUUUUUUCUCUUUUUUUUGCUUUGGGGCCACUCACUUGUUUUGUUCUGUUAUUUUUGUUUCAGAGUAGUUUUUUACCAUUAAUAUUGUUUAGAAUUAGAGUAAAUAAAUGUAUAUAAUUGUGUGUUGGCAUUAAUUGUGAUGUUUCUGCCAAGUAAGACAGUCACUAAUAUCUUUACAAAUUAAAGAUGUUUCACAAGAUUGAAAAAAAUGUCAGUACUGAGAAUACACUAUUGCAUUUAAUGUCAAUAGACGAGAACUUAACUGUGUUGUGCUUCUAGGCAGCUUGCUCUGCUGAAAAUUGCAAUCUUAGUCCUUUUAUUUUACAAAUGUGAAUAGAUUUGUAUUGUUUUUCAUAUUAUAUAAUUCAGGUCAGGUCCAAAAAUAUCUCUUUUAAACAACUGCUUAGUACUUUGAGGAAAGAUAAUAUCUUGUGUAUGAAAUAUCUGUAUACAAUGUUUUGAUCUUAUUGUUUUUGUGCAUGGGAGGGUGCCAUAUUUGUAUUGGUUAAAGUUUUAUUUUGUAAGUUGUAUGCAUGGCAAUGUCAAUUCAAAAAAAGAAUAAAAUGAAGUUGUAGCUCAGGAUCACUGAAGUACUUUUCUUUGUGUGUAAAAUUUGCCAAAUUGUUGGCUGACAAAUCUUGUACUUUUUAAAUGUGUAAUAUCUGGCCUGUGUUCUUGUCAUGGGAACUUAAAUAGUUGUUUCUACUUUAAUAUAGGAUGAAGGAAAAGUAAAAUAUCUGAAAUAAACAAACUGGGUAUUAAGAUACAGA
This is a messenger RNA of Gryllus bimaculatus (two-spotted cricket), 6532 nucleotides long. Lineage: Eukaryota; Metazoa; Arthropoda; Insecta; Orthoptera; Gryllidae. The record is from the annotation of a GenBank genome assembly.